Molecule: messenger RNA, 1707 nt
Organism: Vigna radiata var. radiata (mung bean)
Lineage: Eukaryota; Viridiplantae; Streptophyta; Magnoliopsida; Fabales; Fabaceae
Product: TPR repeat-containing thioredoxin TDX
Exons: 10
Coding region: 85-1227 (380 amino acids)
Molecular function (GO): protein dimerization activity; Hsp70 protein binding
Source: RefSeq, a predicted model, not a curated record
UUAAAGGUGUGUUGGAGUUAAAACAGUGGAUCGGACGGAACCCUAUAUCGGAGUGUCUGUUCGGCGGAGAGAGAGAGAGAGAGCAUGGAGGAAGAGAAACUGAGAGAGCUGAAGCAGUUCAUAGAAUCAUGCAGGUCCAAUCCCUCACUCCUCCACAUUCCAUCCCUUUCCUUCUUCAAGGCUUAUCUCCUCAGCCUCGGUGCUCGCAUCCCUCCCCAACCCAAAACGGAACCAGGUGAUUCUUAUGAGGAGAAGCCAGACCCUCCUUUAUCUGCUCAAGACGACCUUGUAGAAUCUGAUAUAGAGUUGGAUAAUGCCGAUGUUGUUGAACCCGAUAAUGACCCUCCUCAAAAGAUGGGAGAUCCUUCUGUUGAAGUGACGGAAGAAAACAUGAAUGCUGCUCAACUAGCAAAGUCAAAAGCAGUCGAUGCUAUCUCAAAAGGUAAUUUGGACGAAGCACUGGACCAACUGACAGAAGCCAUUUUGUUGAAUCCCCAAUCAGCUAUACUUUAUGCUACAAGAGCUAGUGUCUUUGUGAAACUGAAGAAGCCGAACGCUGCUAUACGGGAUGCUGACACUGCCUUGAAGAUUAACCCCGACUCAGCCAAAGGAUACAAAGUUAGAGGAAUGUCGAGGGCUAUGUUGGGACUAUGGGAAGAAGCAGCAAGUGACCUUCAUGUAGCUUCAAAGUUAGAUUAUGAUGAAGAGCUAAGUACGGUACUUAAAAAGGUUGAACCUAAUGCCCGCAAAAUUGAGGAGCAUAGAAGAAAGUAUGAUCGCUUAAGAAAACAAAAGCAGCAGAAAGGAGAUCCUAUCAAGACUGAAGCUUCUGUCAAGAAAGAACAAGAAACUGAAGCCCAAGUUCAAGAAGCCUUAUCUGCUUUAAAAGAUGGGCAAGUCAUUGGUAUUCAUUCUACUGCUGAAUUGGAAAAGAAGUUAAGUGCUGCAUCAAAGACAUCACGAUUGGCGAUCCUGUAUUUUACUGCAACGUGGUGUGGCCCUUGUCGCUUCAUUUCCCCCAUUUAUACAAGCUUGGCUGAAAAGCACCCAAAAGUUGUUUUUUUGAAAAUUGACAUAGAUGAGGCCAGAGAUGUUGCUGCAAGCUGGAAUAUUAGCAGUGUUCCCACAUUUUUCUUUGUUAAGAAUGGCAAAGAGGUUGACAGUGUAGUGGGGGCAGACAAAAGUACAAUUGAAAGAAAGAUUGCACAACAUGCUGGCUCUCAUUAAGUGAAUACCUUAUAAACAGAUUUCAGUUUACAUGUCCAUAGCGCAAUUCAAAGGCUAGGAUUAAUUUAGUUAAUGUGUUAUGUCUAGACGUCUCCACUGUCUGAUUCCAUGUACAAAAUGUUAGUGUUGAUUUCGAACGAGUUUCAAAUUUUAAAGCUGAUUUUGGGUUUGUGAUUAUUGUAAUGGGGGGACGGAAGUAAACCGUAUUUAUUAAAAAUAGUUAAUGAGUUUUGGAAUCGGAGCCUUCGGUACUGGGUCCAACUGGGGCACAGGAAGAGAGAUACAAGAAAGAUUGAGUUUACAUUGAAAAGAUGUGGGUGGGUCAGUUUUCUGUCCCUAUCUUUCUCUUUAAGUUCAAAGUCAGGCCUUGGAAGCAUUAUUCCUUUUUUUACUAGAGGAUGCAAAUUGUGGUGAUUGAUAGGAGGAUUUCUAUUUUAACAUUGAUCAUGGUAUGAACGGAGUAUAAUGGUUGUCGGGAUA